Molecule: messenger RNA, 6130 nt
Organism: Drosophila ananassae
Lineage: Eukaryota; Metazoa; Arthropoda; Insecta; Diptera; Drosophilidae
Exons: 3
Coding region: 76-5895 (1939 amino acids)
Source: RefSeq, a predicted model, not a curated record
GCUUUCCAAAUUCUGUCAUAUUUACGAAAUGUUACUGAGCCUCUGAGCUGCCUCGGCUGUUCCCACUGCUAUGAGAUGACUGGCCUGACAAGAAGACGUCGCGCCGCCCACCAAGUCCUCCUGCGCCGAGCUCUGAGCAGGAGCGUUGGCAGGUGCCAGGAUGCCACCGCGUUUCCGGAUUGCAGGGACCGAGACGAAGGUGGCAUCAUGGUGCUGCCAUCGCUUUCCAGAGAUCCCGAGUACAUUAAGGCUAUGCAACGCAGCCAGGAAAGGUCGUCGACGCGGGCUGUGAAGAAGCUGCAAAGGAUUCUGGCAACCAAUCCCUUUAAGAUCCCCUCGGAAAGGAAAAAAGCAGGGAAAAUUCCUGGACUAAAGACCAUGCGAAAUGAUUCAUGGAGGGUACACAAGCAACAAGAGGAUACUCCGAAUCUAAGUGAGCGAUCUGGCCAUAGUCUGAAGCAGAGUGAUCGCUCCAAAGGCAGCACCCGAUCUCGACACAGCUCCUCCACCUACCCGUCUAGCUGGAAACUGGAUUUGAAUCGACCGAAGGACGAAUCGAAUCAAAAUUCUAAAGGAUCCUUGGAGGAAGUCAACAACUGUACUUGCCUCAAUCGUACUCCUUACGAUCACAAUCUGAACAAGCCCCUCAGGUCGGACAACUCCUGUCAGUGUACUCUCAAGAAAAAGAAAACCACUCCGAAGGCAAAGCAAACUAAAUCUUUAUCGGUGGCUCAGACUCAGACAGUUGAUGAUGCAGAGUCCUCAAGUGACACCGGAGGACUCCAAUCCUUGAUGAGAGGGAAGAGUCGAGUAAGUAGCACCAGCAAGACCAGCCAGAGCAGCGGACGACUCCUGAAAGUGAGGAAUAGGGUCUACAGCGGUGAAGAUGUCGAUCAGGAUCGAACUUUCGUGUGUAAGCCGGGAUGUCCUGGUGCCCGGAAAUUUAAGAACUACGGAGGCUACACUCCCUCGGAAACAGAAGAUGAUUUGUGCAGCAACGUUUGCGAGUAUGACAGACCCUACGAACAUCUGAACAAAAUCGAUCAGAUUAGCAAACCCCCCCCAGCAUUGAAAACGAAGUGGGGCCUUAAAAUACCCAGUACCACCGAAAUAGAAUACUAUAUGUUUCGGAGCAGUCGUGAAAACACUUGCAUCAAUCAAUGUCCUAAUAUUCCUCCAUCACGGGCGGUUAACAAUAGGUACUCCAAUGAUUCGAUGGGUGAAAUGGAUUUCAGGAGAGAUGACUCGCCGCUUAGAGACGGAAACGCUUCGUGGCGGAAUAUAUCAAGAAGAAAUAGCCCUGAUGAGACUCCAAUGCAGGGAAACUUUUCGCAAAAUUCGUUUGGUAGAAAUCAAGAGCCAAGGAGUGGCUAUCAAGGUGGGAAUUUUGAUGAAGCCCCCGACUCAAGGCGACCAAGUACGAGGCAUUCAGGAACCUGCGGUAACCCCGAUUGUCCGUGGCAAGUGAGUAACUCACCGGGCCAAAGGCAAGAAGGAUUCCCCUCUAGGCGCAGGUCCAACGAUAAUUAUAGCGAACCAGCUAGACCAUAUCGGAAUGGUGAAGACAUGGCAUUCCCUCGCAAUCGCCGGAUGCAGUCCAACGAAGACAUGUCCCAAAUGAGAAGAAACCGGGGUGAUGACUUCGAUCCAAACUCUCAAUAUCGCCAGAGAAGAUUCCAGGAAAGUGAUCCCAGGUACAGAGAGGAUAGGCGAGGCCAUGAUAGGAAGUACUGCCCGAAUUCCCAGUGUCCCUUUAAUAGGGAGCAAUGGAAUGACGACAGGAUGAACCAGGACUACGAAGGGAGGUCCAGAAACCAAAAUGAUGACAGAUCGAGAUAUCAACAAUACUCAAAUACCAAUCAAAGAGGUGCCGACGAACAUCAUUACUGUCCAAAUCCGGAGUGUCCCUUCAAUCGAACGAAUAAUCGAAGGUACCAUAGCGUUGAAGACUUAAGCUCCUUUGCGGAAAAUGAUGGCCGGAACACUAGGCCGGACGUGACUUGGAGAGAGGAGAACGAGAUGGACAAUGGCUCCCACACCAAUGUUCUGAGUCAGUGUGUAUGUCUGAGUCCUCCUCCCACUGGAGAUUCAAAGACACCCGAAAAGAGUCAAGUAUUAGCUGGCAAGACGGGGCGAACUUCUAGCAGAACCAAAACUCCACAGUCUGUGGAUGGGGUGGGAGCUGCUCGGGGUAUUGACAGAGCCAGAAGGAAUGGAGAUGCCCGUCGAACUCGACACAAUGGCGUGGAUAAACAGUCUAACAAACGUAGAAAUGAGGUGAAAACCCAAACCUCCCCGACCCGCAUCGAAUCGGCCAAACUUCAAAAACAAAAAUCAACUUCUGUCAAAAGUGCGGAUAGCGAUUACCAGGAGGCAUCGAGUUCGGAUCGGCCUCCUUGUGGGAAAAAGAAAUGUGACUUCCAGUGCAUACCCUGUAGCAAAGCUAAGCAAAACCAAGUUAAGGCCAAGACUUCCAAAACUUCAAAGGAGGAAGUAAAAACUGAAAAGAAAAUUAAGCCAAACAGCCAAACAGUCGCCAAAGAAACUCCAAGCCAGGCAACUUCCCCCAAGAAGAAGAAAAGUCCUUCAAAUUCACGUCGUCCUAGUCGAAAUACAGAUGCCAAAAAACCAAAAAAGGAUAAUAAGGAUAAUGAUGAUAACGAUAACGAUAAUGCAGAUAACGAUGUUACCGAUAACGAUACGUCCAACGGAAAACCGGAAAAGGAAGUGGUGCCCGCUCAUUGUGAUGUGACUAAGAUAAUCGAUAUCCUCCAAAAGACUGUGGCUGGUCUGGAAUUUGAAAUAAAUAAGAGGAAGGGCCGCGAAAGUACCACCAGUUUGGCUCAACCACAAGCCCAGCCACCAGCGCCACAGGUGCCUUAUAAUGUGGCUCCACCGCCCGUCAAUUACCAACAGAACUAUCAGCUCCCACAAGCCAACUCCUACCAAAAUCCAUAUUAUUGUCCACCGAACUGCACCUAUACUGGACCAAACCCCUACCAGCAAGGACAAUUUAAUCCUCCCAAUCCAAAUCCCUUUCCAACCAUCCCGCCAUUCAAUUAUGUCCCACCUACAGUUGGUUUUCAACCAAGUUUCGCCAGGCUUGGACAUCCUGACGGAGGUCCACCUCAGGACAACUACCCCAGAGAUAGGUAUGACUACGAUGGCCAAAAUUAUUCCAAUACUGAUUUAAACUGGAGGCGGAAUCAACAGAAUAAUAAUGGUUUUGAAAAUCGAUCCAGAAACAAUGUGGGCUUUUCGGAUGUUUAUGAUGACGAGGAAUGUACUUGUCCAGAUCGAAGGUUUCCAAAUAAAAAUAAAGAAAUGGAGCCCGAACCAGAACGCAUAAAUUUAAACAGACCUCCAAGGAACCAACAAACAGGUCAGAGAUCGGGACAGGAUAGAGAUCGGGAUAGAGAUCGGGAUAGAGAUCGGGAUAGAGAUCAGGAUAGAGAUCGGGAUAGAGAUCGGGAUCGGAAUCAAAAUCAAGGAUAUAAAGGAGGAAGCACUAGCAGGACUAGUGUAUGUAGUCCCGAAUGUUAUGUGAAAGCCAAAAAAGCCGGAAAAGGGGUUAGGUAUCAGGAGGGUGGUGGGUCAGAUGAUAAUGAGAUUGGCAAUUAUCUCAGUCGUCCUGGAAAGAGCUAUUCCCAAGACGACGAAUGGUCUGACGGUCAGUCGGAUGAGUCCGCCGAGGAUAAUUAUCGGUCCCGGAAGAAGCCAUCCGUGCAAUUCUGCAGCUGUGUCGACUGCGACAAGAAACCGAAGAAAAAACUUAGCCUUAAACAGCGGAUUAGUAAGUUAACUAUUAAAAAUAGUAACUAUAAGAAGUUUGUGGACGCCUCCUCAAGCCGACAUCAUUCCAAGUCCCCUAAAAACUGUCUAAUGAAAACAUGCCAGUUGUUCAGGACAAAGGAUAAGGAGCGACCACUGACGGUACAUUGCAACCAUUCCCGGUGUUCCCACCAUCGUCCAUCGUCCCGAAAACCGUCUUUAAAAUCAACCCAUAAGCUGGUGAAGAAACCCUCGUACAGUAGCACCUCCUCUAGUUGUGUGUGUCGAGCGGGAUACUCCCGCGGAGAAUGCCCCAAACUCUGUAAAGGUCGGGCUCGUCAGGGCAGUGGAAGGGCUGAUGUCUUCUCCAGCGAGGACAGUGAUACCUGCCUAUGUGCAAGAACAUCGCAUAACUGUAACAACUUCCUGUGCUUGCAAAAGAAGUGCGUAACCGAUUCGGCGCAAUUUAUUCCUCUCCUACGCGAGCGCAGAGCUAUCUCCCAGUUGUGCAGACCCUUUGAAUCGCACUACGCUUCAGACCUGAAAAAGGCGCAAUGUGACGAGAAAAGUAAACCAAAGGUUUGGUCCGAGACCCGGUCAUAUAUGCCACUGGCAUCGGAUCGUCUUCUCAUAUCCGAAUGUCACCGGACCUGUAAAGUAGAGGGCAAGACCGACCCGGAUCAUCCGAUACGGAAAAAUGAAACCGUAUGCCCCAAGCCGGGUGCCCAUCCAGCCAUUCCUGGCAAGACCCGCCACAAUCCUCACAUGAAUUUUUCGGAACUAAAUAGCUAUGAGAUGAAUAUUAUGGAUAAUUUUGAAAAGUACAAGGCGGAGAAAGAUCAACCCUUGACCUGCUAUUGCAAAACUCCAAAGGGGACGGAAGAAACCGGGGAAGACACCGCCGAAGAAAGUGCUUCCAAUGAGUGCACUUGUGAUGUUCCAGAAUAUGUUCGCUGCAGCUGCCAGCCGAAGAAAUCGAAGUCAUCUCUUUUCAAAUGUUGUCGAAGGAAUAAGUCACCCAAGCCACCGAAGCAAGAGAAACCGCCAAAACCGCCGAAGCCCCCAAAACCAGUGAAGCCCCCAAAGCCAGAGAAGCCACCAAAAAUCAAGGAGCCAAAGAAAAAGGAGUCGAAAGUCAAAAUUAAGGAGCCCAAAAAGAAGAAAUCCUCAUCAAGUGGAUUUUUGUGUUUUAAUAAGGAACUUAAAAAGCCAAAGGAAAAGAAACCAAAGCCCUCCACCAGCUCCGUCAGCUCUACAAAGGAAAAGAAACCAAAAAAGGAGAAGCCUAAAAAGCCACCUAAAGAGAGAUCCUCCUCGAAGUCCAGUGGGUUCUUUUCCUGUAAAAAGAAGGAAAAACAGCCUAAGCCGCCGAAACCACCAAAAGAGCCAAAGCCACCGAAACCACCAAAGGAACCCAAACCGCCUAAACCACCAAAGGAACCUAAACCGCCUAAGCCGCCUAAGGAACCCAAGCCACCUAAGCCACCUAAGGAACCAAAACCGCCUAAGCCACCUAAGGAGCCCAAACCGCCCAAGCCGCCAAAGGAGCCCAAACCGCCUAAGCCACCCAAGGAGCCCAAACCACCAAAGGAGCCCAAACCACCAAAGGAGCCAAAACCACCAAAGGAAAGAAAAUUCUGUUCCUUUGGGAGGAAGAAGGAAAAGGAGCAGCCAAAGGAAGAGCCCAUGCCCAUAGAGCCAACACCUCGACCCAUCUGUUAUUGUACAAAAGAUCAGAUCAAAAAAAUUUGUACAGAUCGGUGUCAACCACAAAAGCCAGAACCACGAACUGCCUGCCAGUGUGACAGGCAAUGUCCUCCACGAUUCGCUGCCAAUAACAACCAAAAGGAUGCGUCGACUAAUUUCGAGUGUCCAUGUUCCCACAAGAAGCAAGAACCUCCUGAGCCUGCAGAUAAUUUCCAAUGUCCUUGUGCUGACAGCGACCAGGAACAGCCAAGGCGAUCGUGCCAGCCGACGGUUAAGUUCACACUGCCUUGUGCCAACUGCGAGCAAAAGGAUAACGAAAUCAAAGUCCUUUACGACUCCAGUAACCGUUUUCCCCAAGAAAGUUGCAGUUGCGCGGACAACUUUGGCCUAUAUUACCAAAGGGGUGAUCGUUGGUAAGCCGAUCCGAGAGCAGCCGGUCCAGGACCCAGGAUCCGAGACCCAGAUCCUGUAACCAGAAAGCCAGAUUCAUGCGACGUAACGGUAUCAACACAUAUUAAAAAAAAAAUUGUGUGGUAACUAUGAUUGAGAACCUUAAGCGAAAUCCGAUCCAUUUUUGAUUAAGUUUCCAAUCAUAAAUGCCCAAAGUUGGAUAGCCCUAUUUCAAUUUGGAUUAAAAUCGAAAUACAUUUAA